Molecule: messenger RNA, 2840 nt
Organism: Gymnodraco acuticeps
Lineage: Eukaryota; Metazoa; Chordata; Actinopteri; Perciformes; Bathydraconidae
Gene: pard6a
Product: par-6 family cell polarity regulator alpha
Exons: 6
Coding region: 1-1281 (426 amino acids)
Biological process (GO): establishment or maintenance of cell polarity; regulation of cellular localization; centrosome cycle
Cellular component (GO): nucleus; apical plasma membrane; cell cortex
Molecular function (GO): protein kinase C binding
Source: RefSeq, a predicted model, not a curated record
AUGUUUUUAUCCGCAGUGCCCCAGCCGAGCAGCCAACCGGGGAGCAGAAUGUCAAGACACCAGCAGCAGCAGCAGCAGCUGCAGCAGCAGCAGCAGCGGACGACGUUAAGACUCACUGACAACGUAGUGGAGGUCAAGAGCAAAUUUGAAGCAGAGUACCGUCGCUUCGCUCUGAAGAGGAACGGCCCGGGAGGCUUUACAGCGUUUUACCGCCUCCUCCAAACCAUCCACCGCAUCCCUGGUGUGGACGUGCUGCUGGGCUAUGCCGACGUCCAAGGAGACCUCCUUCCAAUCAACAAUGACGACAACUUCUACAAAGCUGUGUCGUUAGCCAACCCGCUGCUCCGCAUCAUCAUAACCAAGAGAGAGGAUGAACCCAUAGUUUUUGCCACCAACUCCCUCCAGAGGCGUAAAAAGGGUCUGGGCCUAACCGGCCUGCGCUCCAGCGGCUUCGACUCCACGCGCUCCAAGAACAAACCGGGCCUGAUGAUCGGCCUGCCUCAGAACUUCAGACAGAUCUCGUCAAUCAUCGAUGUUGACAUCUUACCUGAGACACACCGGCGCGUACGACUCCACAAGCACGGCACCCACAAACCCCUGGGCUUCUACAUCCGGGACGGAGUGAGCGUGAGGGUGACACAACAGGGCGUAGAGAAGGUCCCAGGGGUGUUCAUUUCUCGUCUGGUACGUGGGGGGCUCGCAGAAUGCACAGGGCUGCUGGGAGUCAAUGACGAGAUACUCGAGGUCAACGGCAUCGAUGUAGCUGGGAAAUCCUUAGAUCAGGUUACAGACAUGAUGGUGGCCAACAGUCACAACCUCAUAGUGACCGUCAAACCGGCCAACCAGAAGAACAACGUGGUGCAUCGUGGGAGUAGAACCUCAAUGGGCAACUCUGGUUCUGUGGGCUCAGCUGGAUCUGCCGGCUCCGCUCUGUCACAUGACUCACCAAGCCCCGCCUCCCAGAGCAACCCCAUCACAGCGAGCAACAGCAUCGCCGAGGGCGACAGUGAUGACGACGAUGACGAAGGCGACCUCAUCCUAGAGAAUGACAGCCUGACACUGUACGACUCCAGCCGGGUAACCAACAGCAACAACACUAACCUCAACAGAGACUCACCUAGCAACAGGCCCUUCCCACAGAGCGUCUCAUUGCCCAAUAGCGUUGGGGCUUCCCUGAGCGACAGCUCCGUCUUGAUGUCCAAUCACAACGGAAACCCCGCCCACACAUCUAGUAGCAGUCAGGAGAGCAUGCGAGAGGACGGCAACAUAAUAACACUGUAACCAUGGCAAAACUGAACGCUACAUUAACAGUCAGGACUAUGAGGGGCUGUAACCAUGACAACUACAGAUGGCUGUGCUCCAGUCAGACUCAGCAGGACAGACGGCUCUGCCACACGUUGCCGGGGUUACUGUCAGGUUCAUCAUUUAUUGAUUAAAUGCUAACGUGUAUGAACUGAUCACUGUAGACUUAUAGAGAGCAACAUGAUUGAACAUUGAAAUGCUCCUGUAAAAGCCAUACGUCAGUUUGAUGUCUUAAAGAAAUCAUGUCAUAUCCAAAAUUGCUUGUGAAGUACUCGAUCUGAAACAUCACCAUCCACUGCAGGAUGUCUGACUCGUUCACCAUGAAGAGAACAUUAUGAAGUUAACCAUGAAGGGCUCUUUUUGCUUGUCAGCACAACGACCAGUGCAAGCAGCGCUCGGACAGUUUGUGUUUCCUGUCGGCUGCCAAUCUGGGGUGUCAUUGACAUGAGCAAAAUACAUAUUUGCAGCAAUUGCACAACAAUAAUGGAGUUAUAAUUAAAAAAUGUAACAACCACUUGCUUUUUCAACAUUGUAAAAUGAAAGUUUAAUGUGGAUAAAGCAGGAGCAUUGAUCUAGAAAUGAAAACACUGUAAGUCUCUUUCUUCUUCAGUAUGUGCUGUUCAUAGCUGUUUUAUACUGUGCACAAGGUUUCUUCUUCGGGUCUUUAAAUCCCUGCAGACACCUGAAGGCAGCACGACUCAUGUUGAUAGAUCUGCAGCCUCUACAGCUGUUUGAGGCAAUGAUGUGAUUGGCUGAGAGCGUAUUUAUUAAGUGCAUAUUAAGAGAAUAUCAUCCCACCCUUACAUUUAUAUUCCACUACAGACUGCGCCUACAUGAAGCAGAGGUGGAGACGCCACACACUGACCUGCAGCUCUGCACUGGUUGUUGCAAUUGUAAUAUUAAAAUAGCGCCCAAGUUGUAUUAUAAAACAUUAAAACAACAAAAUAUAUUGAAGACAAAUUCAAUGGGUUGAACGUUUUUAAAAAGGGAUUUGAUGAUAUUUGCAAUACUUUAAAAAUGUAGAUUUUGUAUAAACUAAAUCAGUCCAAUCAGUCAUUAGUUUCAAGGCUUUUCAUAUACUUUAAAAAUAAAUGUAUACAAAAAAUUAACAUAAAACAACAUUAUUUAAUAAGGUUGGUCAGUUCUUCGAUAUUGAUUGGCUAAGAUUUUUCUCUUUGCAAAUAUGGGAAAGCAAUCACUGUGAAUCACAUUUAUCAUUAUUCAGAUUUACAAAUCAUCUCGUCAACAGUUGUUCUGAUAGGAUGUGCAUAAGAUGGAAAAGAUUGUUAAAUGGAGGGUGUAGAAACACAGUUAAUAUUCUUUAUGGACACACACACUGUUAACUGUGUGUGUGUGCAUGAGGCCUUGUCUUUGUAGCUGGAGCUCUGGGGAUAUUGCCUUACAGUCAGAAAUGUGGGCAAACAGCUCUUUCUGCUUCACAUUCUGCCUCCAAUGACCGCAACAUGUUUUCGUCUGACUGUCAAACUGAGUCAUUGUCAUGGUUUUGUUUAUGAAAUAAAAUCAGCUAUAUGAUGCAA